Messenger RNA from Podarcis muralis (Common wall lizard), 6575 nucleotides. It is a transcript of the gene DNMT3A, whose product is annotated as DNA methyltransferase 3 alpha. The record is from RefSeq and is a predicted model, not a curated record. Gene Ontology annotation, biological process: negative regulation of DNA-templated transcription. Gene Ontology annotation, cellular component: nucleus; cytoplasm. Lineage: Eukaryota; Metazoa; Chordata; Lepidosauria; Squamata; Lacertidae. Gene Ontology annotation, molecular function: DNA (cytosine-5-)-methyltransferase activity.
CCUCCUCCUCCUCCUCCUCCUCCCAGGCAGGGCAAGGCGAGCGCAGCGCGGAGGAAGGAGGCGGACGAGGAGCCCCCCCGGGAAGGAAGAAGCAGCAGCUGCAAGACCAGCGCCGGGGAGCAAGGGGGCAGGGAAACCAGGACGGAUCCAUCCGCAAAGGGGGGCCCUCGGCGUGCCAGCUCUCCCGCUCCCCCCGAAGCCUUUUGCACCUUGAGCCCCCCCAAGGGGACCCACCUCCCGCCUGCCGCUUCGCUCGCCAUGCCGUCCAAUGGGGCCGUCGACACCAGAAGCCCCUCCGCCGACCGGGAGUCAGCCGACGCUCACAAGCAGGGUGAAGAGGACCCUGAUGAGAACCGCAGUAAGGCGGAGAGGCCAGACGCAGGGAUCCCCGCCAGGAAAGCCGGCCGUCCCGGAAGGAAGCGCAGGCAGCCAGUGGUGGAGAGCGCAGAAGCCCCCAAAGACACGGCCUCAGCGCCCAAGUGCCCCCCGCCUGCCCACAGCACCAGCCCCGUGGAGCAAGUGCCCAAUGGAGACGUGGGAACGGGCAGCCCCAAGAACAGCGGCAGCACCCCCACCGACCUGAAGGGCCGGCAGCCCAGCGAGGACGAGGCCAGCAGCCUCCCGGAGGGCGAGGUGGGGGGGCGGGCCUUGGAGAACGGCCGCUGCACCCCAAAGGACAGCCCCGACCCCCCUGCCAGCGAAGGCAAAGAAGAGAAGGAGGAAAACCACUACAACUCCCUCAAAAUGGAGGGAUCCCGCGGCCGCCUGCGAGGAGGAGGCCUGGGCUGCGAGUCGAGCCUUCGCCCCCGGCCGAUGCCGCGCUUGACCUUCCAGGCGGGGGACCCCUACUACAUCAGCAAGAGGAAGCGGGACGAGUGGCUGGCGCGCUGGAAGCGGGAGACUGAUAACCCAGCGGCAGCUCAGCUCGACAAGGCUGAGAAGAAGGCCAAGGUCAUUGCCGGGAUGAAUGCGGUGGAGGAGAUGCCCCCCAGCGAGCCCCAGAAGGAGGAGGAGGCCAGCCCCCCGGCCUCGCAGCAGCCCACCGACCCCGCCUCGCCCACGGUGGCCACCACCCCGGAGCCCGUGGGGCCCGAGGCCGUGGACAAAGGCAUGUCCAAGUCGGCCGAUGACGAGCCGGAAUACGAGGAUGGCCGGGGCUUUGGGAUCGGGGAGCUGGUCUGGGGGAAGCUGCGGGGCUUCUCCUGGUGGCCGGGACGCAUUGUCUCCUGGUGGAUGACGGGCAGGAGCCGAGCCGCCGAGGGAACGCGCUGGGUGAUGUGGUUUGGCGACGGGAAGUUCUCUGUGGUCUGCGUGGAGAAGCUGCUCCCGCUCAGCUCCUUCUCCAACGCCUUCCACCAGGCCACGUACAGCAAGCAGCCCAUGUACCGCAAAGCCAUCUACGAGGUGCUGCAGGUGGCCAGCAGCCGGUCAGGCAAGAUCUUCCCCUCCUGCCCCGAGAACGACGAAACCGACACCUCCAAAGUGGUGGAGAUCCAGAACAAGCAGAUGAUUGAGUGGGCUGUGGGGGGCUUCCAGCCCUCUGGCCCCAAGGGCCUGGAGCCGCCAGAAGAGGAGCGCAACCCCUACAAAGAAGUUUACACAGAGAUGUGGGUGGAGCCGGAAACCGCUGCCUACGCCCCUCCUCCCCCCGCCAAAAAACCAAGGAAAAGCACAGCGGAGAAGCCCAAGGUCAAGGAGAUCAUUGACGAGCGCACCAGAGAGCGUCUUGUUUACGACGUCCGGCAGAAGUGCAGGAACAUUGAAGAUAUCUGCAUCUCCUGUGGGAGCCUCAAUGUCACCCUGGAGCACCCUCUCUUCAACGGAGGCAUGUGCCAAAACUGCAAGAACUGCUUUUUGGAAUGCGCUUACCAGUAUGACGACGACGGCUACCAGUCCUACUGCACCAUCUGUUGUGGGGGCCGCGAAGUCCUCAUGUGUGGCAACAACAACUGCUGCAGGUGCUUUUGCGUGGAGUGCGUGGACUUGCUGGUGGGCCCUGGCGCUGCCCAGGCGGCCAUCAAGGAAGACCCCUGGAACUGCUACAUGUGCGGCCACAAAGGCAUCUACGGCCUGCUCCGGCGGCGGGAAGACUGGCCCUCGCGCCUCCAGAUGUUUUUCGCCAACAACCACGACCAAGAGUUUGACCCACCAAAGGUUUACCCGCCGGUCCCUGCCGAGAAGAGGAAGCCCAUCCGGGUGCUCUCGCUCUUUGACGGCAUUGCCACAGGUCUCCUGGUGCUGAAGGACCUGGGCAUUCAGGUGGACCGCUACAUCGCCUCGGAGGUGUGCGAGGACUCCAUCACGGUUGGGAUGGUGCGGCACCAGGGCAAGAUCAUGUAUGUUGGGGACGUCCGCAAUGUCACGCAGAAACACAUACAGGAGUGGGGGCCCUUCGACCUGGUGAUUGGAGGCAGCCCCUGCAACGACCUCUCCAUCGUCAACCCCGCCAGGAAAGGCCUUUACGAGGGCACGGGCCGACUCUUCUUUGAGUUCUACCGGCUGCUGCACGAGGCCCGGCCCAAGGAGGGAGACGAGCGGCCCUUUUUCUGGCUCUUUGAGAACGUGGUGGCGAUGGGCGUCAGCGACAAGAGAGACAUCUCUCGCUUCCUGGAGUCCAACCCGGUGAUGAUCGAUGCCAAAGAGGUCUCGGCAGCGCACAGAGCCCGCUACUUCUGGGGGAACCUGCCCGGCAUGAACAGGUUGGUCAGAGGUCUGGCGCCAGCACCCAGAAACCCGCCCGUGCCAAGGAAGCGGCCGUUGGCUUCAACUGUGAAUGAUAAGUUGGAACUGCAGGAGUGUCUGGAGCAUGGCAGGAUAGCCAAGUUCAGCAAAGUGCGAACCAUCACCACUCGCUCCAACUCCAUCAAGCAAGGCAAAGACCAGCAUUUCCCCGUCUUCAUGAACGAGAAGGAAGACAUUCUGUGGUGCACCGAGAUGGAGAGGGUCUUUGGCUUCCCGGUCCACUACACCGACGUUUCGAACAUGAGCCGCCUGGCGAGGCAGAGACUCCUGGGUCGCUCCUGGAGUGUGCCAGUGAUCCGCCACCUCUUUGCCCCCCUGAAGGAGUACUUUGCCUGCGUCUAAAGAGACACCCGCCCUCGGAACUGGCAAAGCAGAGGAGGAGGAGGAGGCGUCUCAAACACAACCCCCCCCCCCGAACAGAAGAAAAGGGGCACCAGAGAGGAGGAGGUGGUGGUGGCUGGUGGGCAAGAGGGAGGGAGGGAGAGGACGGGCCCCCCCACCCACGGGAGGGUCUACCACCCGCCCAUCUUCUCCCUGGGUCAAACCGCCCCAGACCAACUGACCGGCCCCCCUUUUCUGUUGGUGACCCUUCAAUUUCCUGCUCUUUCUGGACGGCUUCGCCUCGUCCGAUGGGUUUCCGCCUCUCCUCGGCUGAGCCCCGGGCACGGAGCCCGGCUGUCCGGGCGCCCACGGGCGUGUGCCCCCCCCUGCCAGCCUCCGCAACGGAGGAGGAGAGCCCAGAGCUGAGCGGGCCUUGGGGCGACAGCUUCGCCCCUGCUCAGUCGAGGAGCACAAAGGGAGGUGCCGGGGGGGGGCCUCCUCACGUCUACCAGCGCCAUUCCUGCGGUGGAGGGUGGGGGCGCAGGCCCGGAAGCUGCCCGCCCCUCCCUCCCUGCCCCCUCCCACCCUGCCCCCCCUCCCCACAGUAUUUGGGUGCCUACCAGGCCGGAGACCUUGACCAGUCCAGCUCCUACAGCCGCUCUUACCUCUUGUUUACAGUUUAUAUAUAUGUGAGAGUUACGUGAGAGAAAUGUCUAUAUAUAUAUAAAAAGGUACUGUUACUGCUGUACAACUGACUUUCAAAAUGGUGCUUCUACAUCAAGGGAGAGGGCGCACCCGUGGCAGCUUAAGGGGGGCGGCUCCGUGUGCUGGCCCCCGGGGGGGCUUCUCAGAUAGGGAGGGCAGGCGGGCUAGGAAGGGCGGGUGCCGCUCUCUGCCCUGGGUGUCAUGCAAUAAUGCUUUCCCCCCCUGCAAAAGGCAACCCUCAGGCCAGGGGCCCCACCCACCCACCCUCUGCAGUGUCCCAAAUAGUGGCCCCCACGUAAACUGGUGCUUUCUCACAAGGGGGGGCCCCUGGGUGUCCUCCCCAGCGGGCAGACCAGGCGCUCGACUCAGCUGAGGUCUUUCUUUCCUCCAUUUCUGCCCCUGGAACCGCAGGCUCAGCAGUGGGGGGGGGGUCCGCGAGGGGAGGGAGGUAGAUAAAGGGGGUGCCCUUUGCCGCCCGCCCCUCCCCAUUUCUCCGCAAGCACGGGAGGCGUUGGGGGGGGUCCGUGCCGCUGCUGCCCCCUUCCACCCGCGGCUGAUGUGAACGGCAGGGCUCCUGUUUUGCUUGAACAGGCUCCGGCUGUGCUACCCGUCCCCCCCCCCGGCUGGCCCCCCCAACCCACCCUUUGCAAGGCCCCCCCACCCUCCAAAUACAGGGUUGAGGGGCAGCUCCUCCCAGGGUCCUUGCGCAGAGGGCGGCGGGGUCCCUGGGCUCUGCCUCCCUUGGCAAUUGUGUGCACUUUAGUCCUUUGGGGCAGGGGGGGUGCAGAGAGCGGCCAGCUUCGCCCCCCACCCCCCCACCCCGGACGCCCCUUGGGGCGCGGCCUGGGAGGCUGCUUCUCCCUUCCGCUUGUGGGGAGGGCUCCCAGCAGGGCCCGAAGCCCUUGGUGCUAACGGGGAGCCGGGUUGGGGGUCCCCUGCUGCCCCCCGCCUCUGCCUCUGCCCCCCCCCCGCCGUCUUCCCUGCGUUCAUGGUGCUCUCGGAGGCAGCGGCUUGGUGCUGAGGAAACGCUCAGGAGCAGGGGGGGCCGGUCUGCGGGAGACUGCCGGGGCCCCCCCACUUCUCCCCCCCCCAGUGGGUGAAGCAGUUGCAGCUGGCAGGGGUGCUCUCUGGUCUCGGUGCUAACCGGGGAGCUGGCAGGCAGGCGGGGGCCUCCUCUCCCUUCCCCUCAAACUGUGAAAGGUGCUGGGGUCUCGCUCAGGACCCGAUGGGGAAGCCAAGGGAGGGGGGGCACUGGAGGGGGCUGUCUGGCAGGACCCGCUCCCAGCUGCCUCCCUGGCAGGUGAGCAGGCGGGUAUCUCCCUCUCCCGACCCCCCAGGCAGGUGGCACUUUGAUGGCCCCCACGGGGGUGGGAGAGGGAAGGAGGGGGCCGCCUUGGGGCUUAUUUUAGUCUAACUUCUUUGGUGCUAUGCGGGACGCCUGGAGCCCCCUCCCGGCCAUGACCUGUCCCUUUGGGGGGGCUUCCCACCCGGGCCAAAGGGAGCCCACGGAGCGCUCCCAGCCCCUGACCAGGGAAGCUUAUCUUGGCGGAGAAUCGAAGGUGGGGAGGGGGCAGCGGACCCUCCCCACAGAGCCUUCCUUCCAGCGACUGUUGGCUCAGUGGGGGGGGGGCUGGCCACCACCCCCAAAUUCAGCAGCUAAUGGCUGUAUUCCCCAAUUGCUGCCCCCUCCCUUAGGUCUGCCUGGCAGACCUCUUUCUGAGCAGCCCAGCUUCAUGGAACUCCCCCCACCCCAGACCCCUCCCCAAACUGGAAGUGGCCUCUCGGGAAAACCUCCUGUCUGUUUUGUCUUUUCAGCCCCCCAACUCCCCCCCCCCAGGCGUCCCGCUGUAUUUGUCUUGGAUCUGUUUUGCUGUCUGCUACAGAACCCACCUGCUUCCCCCCGGGGGGGCGAGAGGAAGAUGGGGGGGGAGGAUGGGGGGUGGCUUUAGGGACCGGCUUGACUCUGGUCUCCUCUUGUGAUAAAGAGGCCCCCCUCCCGCCAGGUUGCAAAGCCCUAGACUGAAAAGCGGAGCAACCGGACUGCCCCCCCCCCUUGCCUGAAUUCCUUUGUCGACCACAGAAGGAUAUGGGGGCAACUAAGGUGCUAAAAAAAAAUCCCUCUUUUAUCACAAAUCUCUAUUGUUAACUUAAGUCUGCUGUCUGGACAAUGACUGUUUUUUUUGUUUUCUUGUAGUGGAGUUUUAAAAGAGCUCUAUUAUUUUACUCUUAUAUAUUAUUAUUAAAAAAAAGAAAAAAAGGCAUUUUAACUUUGUACUUGAAACCUUUAAGGAAAGAUUUCAUGUGUUUUAGCCUAGGCAUUGAAGUAGCUGAGACGCUUUUACUGUUUGUGGGAAAUCAUGUAUUCAUGCUGAAGAAAUAAAUCUUGUCAAGAUCCUGGGAAGAGCUCGGCCACGUUCCCUGCUCUCCAGCCGUCGCUGCCGCCUUCCCGACAUUCCAUGCCGCUGAUCGCCUCCCCGCCCCGCCCCCUGCACCCAGCAACACCCCCCCCCACUUUACUUUUCUUUGCUAGGAUGAUUUUGGGAUGCACCAUCCUUUCUGCCGCUUUCCCCCCGCCUCUCUCCCUUUUUUUUUAGGGUUGCUUCUAUAUUUAUUGACAAAUAAAUAAUGUACAUUUCAGAGUAUGGUUCUGCUAUGCCAGGGGUGGGAAGUGUGUGUGGGGGGGUGGGAGGCCCAGCUCUCCACCCCCGCCGGGCAGGCUGUUGUAUCUCUGUGUAAGUAUUGCUGGUGACAUAGCUGUUUUAUAAAAAUAAUUAAAAGGUCCAUGGUGCCGCAGAUGUUAGAAAGUC